Messenger RNA from Kluyveromyces lactis, 1101 nucleotides. RefSeq names its product Rxt2p (gene RXT2). Lineage: Eukaryota; Fungi; Ascomycota; Saccharomycetes; Saccharomycetales; Saccharomycetaceae. Bases 1 to 1101 code for a protein of 366 amino acids. Gene Ontology annotation, cellular component: cytosol; Rpd3L complex. Gene Ontology annotation, biological process: negative regulation of silent mating-type cassette heterochromatin formation; negative regulation of rDNA heterochromatin formation. The transcript has a single exon. The record is from RefSeq and is a predicted model, not a curated record.
AUGACUAUUAUGACUGAACUAACAGAUAUACCAAUGGAGGAAGAACUUGCUCAGAUCAAGCGAUUUAAACGUCAAGUGAUGGUGAAACUCUCUGGAAACUAUCCCCCUUUAAAUCAAUCACAGGAAGGUGUGAUAUUUCCUGAGGUCAGAGGGGAGACAUCUAAUCGAGGAAACAAGCUAUUACAACAUGCAGAUGCUGUAACAUACUCAAAGCUCCGUGAAAAGGAACAUGGGUCCAAAGUGUUUUAUAAUGGAGCGGAACAUAAACUUUUGUCGCGGAAAAGGAUGAAAUUCAACAACGGUAGCCAUAGGAGGUCUGGUAAAAGAACCACUGCAGAUACCGGUGAUGAGAGUGAGGACAGUGCAGAUUACAGUGACGGCGAUAAUGAUCUAAACAAUUUGGUUGCAGUGAAGGAAAUUCUUUCACCCAUUUCAUCACUUAAGGACGUCAUACAACAUCCAUCACAUUCAAGAACCUUUGGGAACCAGGCAUUAAAAGAAUUGGCUUUGAGUAAUGUUUUGAUGGUAGAGAAGGAACAAGAAAAUGUUAUCAAUUACUCUAAACUUCUCGAGAUCUUCUUGGGAGAUUUCCCAGAUGCUUUAUACGAGGAUGCUUUGAAGCUACCUGAAUAUGAUCAUAAGCUGACUUUCAAAGAAGAAGACGAUGAGAAUUAUAUCAGUGCCAGUUCAAAUAGCAAAUCAAUUAAACCUGAGGAUGAAGAAGCAUUUUUUGGAUUAUCAAAGUUUACGGAAUCUGAAACCUUGCUAUCACUCAUACCGAAACAUUUUCAUACUGGUGAUAUGACCGUGCCGAUAAGUAAUGAAAUCUCUGAUGACAUCGAGACAACAAGACAAUUAGCUCAGAUAGCUUUACAAAGAAAUCAAGAAUUUAUCAGAAAUUUACAAAAGAUACGAAACUGUAUUAUUAAAGCUAAUAGAAUAAGAGAACGUAUUCUGAUGUGGGGCAAAGAAUUUGCAGGAAUAUCCGAAAAGGGAGUAACGAUUCCCAACGCAUUGCACGUAGUCAAACGUGGAUUGAUAAGUGCCACGACCAAUCAGACUCAACUUUUGGGUGCAGAAGAAUCGGAUAACGAAGAAUAA